AUGGCAGAGUCGGAGUCAGAUUAUCCAGAUUUUACGACAUUGCCUGAUACGAUCGUGACGAAGAUCUUCUCCAAACUGAACUUGACCGAUAAGGCACGGGCGGCUCGCGUAUGUCAGAAAUGGGCGGAGGUUUUCAACCAUCCCGUCAUUUGGGACGAGGCUGAAAUUGUUGUCCGUGCAGCAGAAGACGAAGAAGAAGCAAAUAUUCUGUUUUCCUCAAACUCGUUGGAUUACCAGAAAACGAUGUUAGAUCGUUACGGAUCGUACAUGCGUGAUUUAACCGUAUCGGCGAUCUAUCUCCGAACUGAAUUCUGCGCAAUGGAUUCGGCAUGUCUGGGCGUAAUAUAUAGGCAAUGUAGAGAGCUGGACUCUUUAACCAUCGGGGUGUACGGGGCGCAUCAAAUUAUCAAGGUUGUUAAGUUUAUUCUGCGCCCUAUCACCACACUCCGAGGGCUGAUUCCCAUUCAUGCAAUCGUACUACAAAUGAGGAAACUGCGAAAAUUUCACAUGAAGUCCUGGCCUCAUAAAGACCCAAACGGUAACACCAUCCUGACAACCGUUGCCAUGAACGACAGAAUCAUUGAUAUUGAAGAUCUCAACAUUUAUUGGGACCUUCCCCAUGGCAACGACGAAUGGGCUGUUAAGAUUUUAGAGAUGCCGGAGGAAAGUGAAGUCACUGUUUGUUUAAAUAAAUUCAAGUGGCUCACGACGUUCUCCGUACAGUUAUGCAUAUUGACGGAUGCUGUACUGGCAGAAUUCGCAAAACCGCGAAGUAGGAAACUCGAAAGACUGAACAUCCUCGUAGCUUACCAGAAGGGACCCGGGGAGUUCGAAACAAGUCCCAUCAAAAAUGCCACUUGGAAAGCAGUGCGACAGAAUAACCCCCACUUGAAGGUCGUCAUGACAUUAGCUAAUAUUAUAAGGCAGCAAGACGUACUGGCGAUAUUUCAGCCUUACAUGCCGCUACAAGCGAUCAUUUUCAUGAGAUUUUCACGCUCUAUUCCAAUAAUAAUCGAAUCACUGACGUCAUAUUACCCAGAAAGCUUAGAGAGUUAUAGAGAUAUAUCCGAUAGUUUCGGAAUCGAUGAGGAUCUCAUUCGGAUGGUCAACAAAUGCACCAAUCUCACGUGCCUUGUCCAUUACGGCCACAUUCACUACGACACGGUCGUGACCAUUGGCGAGAUUGCAGGUCAAAGGUUACGACACCUAGACGUCAUGGACAGUAAAAUAUCCACAAUAAGCGAAGAGGACGCAUCAGAAAUCGAAACUUUGAUUACCCAGAAUGCAGAGGGAGAGUACGUACUGGAACAACAAGAGAGAAACAAACGAAUUCGCCGGAUGGAACAGAGGAGGGCGUCAGAUGUCGACGAUCUUUGCGAGAGGAUGUCAAAGGUUUUCCGAAAACAGUGGAAACCGCAUGUUGCCAAGCCCGACGAGUAUUUUACUGUGUAG
Saccoglossus kowalevskii is the source of this 1452-nucleotide messenger RNA. Its product is annotated as F-box/LRR-repeat protein 21-like. The record is from RefSeq and is a predicted model, not a curated record. Gene Ontology annotation, molecular function: protein binding. NCBI's taxonomy places the organism in Eukaryota, Metazoa, Hemichordata, Enteropneusta, Harrimaniidae.